GUUACAAAUAAGUGUGAGGAGUUCGUUGUUUAAUAUUUGCAUAGAGGUGCAAACAAGACGACAAGAAUACAAAGUGCAGCCUAUCAUACAAUUUUAUGGUCUGCAAAUAAAAGGCAGUUUGGACCUCAGAGAAAUAACAGUCAUUGUGCAGCUGCACAUUUAUGCAACGACUUGUUGAGUGAACAUUUAGAUAUCUGAUAUUGCAAAACAAUGGAACAAAAAGAUGAAAAGAACUGCCGCAUUGAGGAGGAAGGAGAAAGAAAAGGACCAAAAAUAUUUCUGGGGAUCUUUACAAGAGAGAAGUUCAUCAUGUUAUGUGUUUUUAUUGGACUGAUGGCACUUCUCAUCAUUACCUUAACUUCAGUAUUUGUGAUCACAAUAUCAGAUGCUUCAGUCAACAUGGAAAUGGAGCCUUUCCCAUCUGAUGGAGACAUGCUUGACUUUCUAUUCCAAAUCGGAGAAAUUCAGGAGAAAGAUGGUCUUUAUGCAACAUGGUAUCACGCAGCCAACAAUAAAUCUGAGAUGAUCAAGGCCUUAAACAGUGAUGUCAUGAUCCUAGAGGCUGAUAUAAAUUUGAAAGGUUAUAGCACAGCUAAUGAAACCAAUAUUCCCAUCAUGGCCCAUCCACCAGACAUAUACAGUGACAACACUCUGGAGGAAUGGCUGGAUGCUGUACUCAAAUCAAAAAAAGGGAUAAAGCUUGAUUUUAAAAGUAUCAAUGCUGUGGAACCCUCACUGGAUCUGCUGAGGGUAAAAAAACAAAUGGGGAUCAGCCGCCCGGUGUGGAUAAAUGCAGAUAUUCUUCCUGGCCCUAAUGUGCCUGUUUUCUGGCCAGUAAUCAGUGCUUCAGAGUUUUUUGAGCUCAUUCAGCUGAAAUUUCCUGACGUCACCAUCUCUCCAGGAUGGAAGGUUCUUUAUCUUUCCAUCUUCCCUAAUGUGACAUACACACGCAGUAUGGUGGAAGAUAUGUACUCUAUUGUAAGACACCUCCCUCAAAAAAUCUCUUUUCCUGUCCAUGCUUUGAUGGCCAAGAAUGGGUGGCCACACCUGAGCUGGCUGCUCAGCCAGUCUUCAAGGUUCAGUUUAACCCUUUGGCAAGGAAAGGAGAACCCCACUGUGAACGACCUUCUUUUCAUCAGAGACAACAGCAACCCUCUGCGCAUCUAUUAUGACAUCUAUGAGCCUGUACUCUCACAGUUCAAAGAAGCUGCAAAGCUGAGAAACAGACCCAGAAGAUUCUAUCCAGGUGGGGACAUAAUUGACUAUUUCAGGCCGGUGAACAGUGAUGGACUCAACAUCCAGUGGGAUACAGUGACCGACAAAGAUUAUUUGCUAUAUCUUCUCAAAGACAGCCAAGGGGGAAUGUUGGUGAUCCCAGUAAUAUCUAGUGAAGGACAAACAAACAUUCCUGUCAUUCAGGGAUCCCAGCCUGAACUGCCGCUACAGGACUGCCUGGAGCUGAUUCUUGCCUCCAAAAAGUCGUGGGGAAUCUACUUAAGGAUAAAGUCCAAGACUCAGCUGAGCUUCACACUGGAGCUCCUCCGUCAGGCAUAUGACAGAGACCUGCUGCACCACCCCACCUGGGUAAACAUGGACAUAGCACAUGGAGUUUUCUAUAUCCAAGAAUACGUGACAGGAGAGGAAUUCUUGAGAACCGUUGAUCAAAUCUUUCCAUAUGUGACCUUGGCUCCAGGUUGGCCUCAAGAAGUUCUUGAUGAAGGAUACAAACCAGAGUUGGUGGAGGACAUGGUGCAGCUCUUCCAGGGGGCUUGGCAAGAUGUUUCACUGCAGCUGCAUGCUGAAACACUGUACAGGACUGUGACUGGAUGUAGAAGCCUUCUCCAUGCACAAUCACGCUUCUCAAUGACUCUGGAGCAUCAGGCAGAGGACAGAGGCCUCAAUACUUGGACUGCAAGCUUAAUGGCUAUCAGAGCACUGAACAGACAGCGGAGCUUCUACAACAUGCCAAAUAUGUACAGAAAACAUAUAGCAAAUCUGUCAGCCUGAAAAUGAAGAUCAUACAGCACUGAUAAAGACAUUGCAAAAUUUUAAAAUGUGGUUUCAGUAAUUCACAGACAAGAUAUUUAUGUCAAAUGUAUAUUAUAAACAUGAAAAUGUUGAUGAUUGAAUUCUUUCAUAGAUUAAUUUGUUAUAAUAAUAUACACAUUUUUAAAUUGAAUCAUUAUAUGUUUAAUCAUGAUGACCAAGAUUUAGUAAACACACAAUAAAACUGUAAUUUUAUAUACAUCCCUGCACCAAAAAAAAAUAUUAAAAUACUGCUACAAGACAGGACAAAGCAAAGAUAGAUAUUUAAGUAUUUAAAUUAUAUAAUUAUAAGUUUUUGUGUAAUAUGUAAAUAUUAUAAUGGAUCCAAGUGUUAGAAAUUAGGUUUAUUUUUAAAGAUAUUUUAGCAUGAUGUUAUGUUGCACUGCACUGUAACAGUGGCUUGUUAGAGCAUGAGGGGUGCCCUAUAUUGAACCAUUAAAA
This is a messenger RNA of Carassius gibelio (silver crucian carp), 2487 nucleotides long. RefSeq names its product protein FAM151A. Lineage: Eukaryota; Metazoa; Chordata; Actinopteri; Cypriniformes; Cyprinidae. The record is from RefSeq and is a predicted model, not a curated record. The transcript is spliced from 8 exons. Bases 211 to 2007 code for a protein of 598 amino acids.